Tyto alba (common barn owl) is the source of this 1797-nucleotide messenger RNA. It is a transcript of the gene MKRN1, whose product is annotated as makorin ring finger protein 1. Gene Ontology annotation, molecular function: metal ion binding; ubiquitin protein ligase activity. The transcript has 8 exons. Lineage: Eukaryota; Metazoa; Chordata; Aves; Strigiformes; Tytonidae. Bases 136 to 1575 code for a protein of 479 amino acids. Gene Ontology annotation, biological process: protein polyubiquitination. The record is from RefSeq and is a predicted model, not a curated record.
GUGCGCGCCUCAGCCGCCCCGCUACCGCCCGGCCCCCGCCCCGCCUCGCCGCCGCCGCCGCCGCCGCCCGCCCGGCCGGCCGGAAGGAUGCGCUCCCGGAAGUUCCGGUGCUGCCGCUGUGUGGGAUAAACAGUAAUGGCGGAGGCGGUGGCUCUGGGAACAACGGCGGGGGCCGCGGCCCUGGGAACAUCCGCCGCGGCGGCCGCGGGAGAGAUGGCCGCGGCAGAAAUGGCCGCGGCCUUCGACUUCGCGGCCGUGCCGCCGCCCAUGGCGGAGCUGGGAGGCGGCGGCUGGACCAAGCAGGUCACUUGCAGAUAUUUCAUGCAUGGAGUUUGCAAGGAAGGAGACAACUGUCGCUACUCCCAUGACCUCUCCACUAGUCAGUCUGCCAUGGUGUGCAGGUAUUAUCAGCGAGGAUGCUGUGCUUAUGGAGAUCGUUGCAGAUACGAACAUACCAAGCCACUGAAACAGGAAGAAAUGACUGAUAUGAAUCCAGAAGCAGAAAUUUAUCCCUCAGUAUCCUCAGACUUCGCAUCGCUCCCUGAAACAGUUGAAGAAAUUAUCGCUGAGAUUGAAGAUGAAGAUGCAGAUCUGGCAGCUGCAGGAGUAGGUGCUGAAGACUGGGUGAAUGCUGUAGAGUUUGUCCCUGGGCAGCCGUACUGUGGACGUGCUGCUCCUUCCUGUGCUGAAGCACCCUUGGAGGAAAUGGUGAUUGAGGAAGAAUACGAAAAGCAGCAAGCAGACGUGGAGAUAAAGAAGGAGCUGUGCCCCUACGCUGCAGUAGGAGAAUGCCGUUACGGAGAAAACUGCGUGUAUAUCCAUGGGGAUGUGUGUGAUAUGUGCGGGCUGCAGGUCUUGCAUCCAAUUGAUGCAGCACAGAGAUCCCAGCACAUAAAGUCUUGCAUUGAAGCUCACGAGAAGGACAUGGAGCUUUCAUUUGCCGUCCAGCGUAGCAAAGACAUGGUGUGCGGGAUAUGCAUGGAGGUGGUGUAUGAGAAAGCUAAUCCUAGUGAGCGCCGCUUUGGGAUCCUCUCCAACUGCAGCCACACUUACUGUCUCAAGUGCAUCCGCAAGUGGAGGAGUGCUAAACAAUUUGAGAGCAAGAUUAUAAAGUCCUGCCCAGAAUGUCGGAUCACAUCUAACUUUGUCAUUCCAAGUGAGUACUGGGUGGAGGAGAAGGAAGAGAAGCAGAAACUCAUUCAGAAAUACAAGGAGGCAAUGAGCAACAAGCCAUGCAGGUAUUUCGACGAAGGCCGUGGGAGCUGUCCAUUUGGAGGGAACUGUUUUUACAAACAUGCGUAUCCUGAUGGCCGCCGAGAGGAGCCCCAAAGACCCAAAGUGGGUACAUCAAGUAGAUACCGGGCCCAGCGGAGGAAUCGGUUCUGGGAGUUCAUCGAGGAGCGGGAGAACGGUGAUCCGUUCGAGACGGACGAGGAUGAGGUGGUGACCUUUGAGCUCGGUGAGAUGUUGCUUAUGCUGUUGGCAGCAGGAGGUGACGAUGAGCUAACGGAUUCCGAGGACGAGUGGGACUUGUUUCAUGAUGAGCUGGAAGAUUAUUAUGACUUGGAUCUAUAGCACCUGUCAGUGGAGUGUGGACUGUCGUCUUGGCUUCAGGCAGUAGCUAUUACCUGUGGUGUUGUGGCAGUGCCUGUGUUUCUCUUAGGCAGGCCGAUCAAUUCCAGGUGCUGUUGUAAUAACUUUUACCCAGGGUCUGUCUCUUCCCAUCCCCUUCCACCCCGGGAGUGUUGUUUUUCCUCUGUUUAAACGAAUAACAAGAAAUAAAUCUUUAAAUUGUUA